GGGGGAAGGCCGGAGCGGCAGAGCCUUCCGACAGCUGCUCGACGAGGUGCGAGAAGGGAGAAGGGAGUUGUCCGAUGGUUAUUUUUUUUGCAGACAAUAAAGCUUCGAAUCACUGACAUUUUUUUUUUUACCCUUGCUUUUGUCGUUAAAGGCGAUGCAUUCGAGUUCCGCGAGGGCGCAAGGCGGCAGCUCCCCCCCGUCUCCGGUGGACGGCAGCCCCAGGAGGCUGUCGUGGGGCAACCUGGUGCAAAAGCUGACCGACAGCGUGGAGUCCCGCUCCAACAACAGCAGCAGGAGCGACCUCUCGGACUCAGCGUCCGAGGUGUCGGAGGAGGAGCUCUUCUACGACCCCACGGAGGAGGCCAUCCUGAAGGAGGUGGUGCAGCUGAUCGAGCGCAGCCUGCGCGAGGCCAAGGACUCGCCGUGCGCCCUGCGCUGCGCCAAGCUCCUCAUCCCCGACCGCCUCCUGGAGCGCAUCGGGGGCGAGCUCCUGCACCUGGCCGCCAGCGAGCCCUGCGGCCUGCGCGGCGCCCUGGUGGACCUGUGCGUGGAGCGGGGGCCGCAGUGCGAGAGCGUGGCGCAGCUCUCGGCGGACCCCUACCUGGUGCCCACCUUUCAGCUGACUCUGGUGCUGCGGCUGGAGUCCGGCGGGCUCUGGCCGAAGAUCCAAGGACUUUUUAGCUCCAGGUCCCCGGCGGGGAAGCAGGCUAUCAAGCUCAGCACCGGAUUCCGGGUCAUUAAGAAGAAACUGUACUGUUCCGAGGGGCUGCUGAUCGAGGAAUGUUGAAGGCGGGCAGAGAACGAACGAUGAUGUCACCACGGUACAGGCCAUGCGUUCUCCAGCGAGUGUGUACCUCAGUUUCUAUGGAAACCGCCCAAAUGGCAGCUACAGCUAUACGGUUAUGAGAAAAUGAAAAACAACAACAAAAAAAAAAGAAAAUCAUCAUUUGACACAACAGCUUCUAGUCAAACGUCAUUCCAUACCUGUGUGGACGAUUAUUUAUUUGAUAUUCAAAUACGCAUACGACAUUGCACUUGGUUUGCACAUUAUUAUUUUUUUUUUUUUGCUUUUUGUAUUUUCGCAGCUGCAAAAAAUAAACAAACAAAUAAAUA
Messenger RNA from Syngnathoides biaculeatus (alligator pipefish), 1113 nucleotides. RefSeq names its product DNA-damage-inducible transcript 4 (gene ddit4). The record is from RefSeq and is a predicted model, not a curated record. NCBI's taxonomy places the organism in Eukaryota, Metazoa, Chordata, Actinopteri, Syngnathiformes, Syngnathidae. Gene Ontology annotation, cellular component: cytoplasm. The transcript has 3 exons. The coding region runs from base 155 to 787 and encodes 210 amino acids. Gene Ontology annotation, molecular function: 14-3-3 protein binding. Gene Ontology annotation, biological process: apoptotic process; negative regulation of TOR signaling; response to hypoxia.